GAUUGGGUUCCUCGUGGCUUGACAAGCUGCCGACUAGAAGGGCAUGGCGCCAGGAAGACACGUCCAAGCAUUGGUGAUAAUUAUAAUCUUCCCAGCUAUAAGUCUUGUCCUGGUCUCGUUGCGUAUUUUCUCUAGGUUUUUGUCGAAGAAUUGGGGCUGGGAUGAUGUAUUCGUGGUAAUUGCAAUGAUUAUAUCUAUAGGGAUGUGUGUGACCAGUUGGGGAUAUACAAAGUAUGCCUCCCAAGGGUUUCCGCCAACAUAUUUUCCGCCGGACAGCUUCAGAUUGAGUGUCUUGGGCGAACAAUACAACCUUGCAAAUCAGCUUCUUUAUUUUCCCAUCCUCACCUUCGUGAGGGCAUCUAUCAUUACGUUCAUCCUCCGUCUGCACGGUCUUCGUAAGUUCGUCAUACAGUCACUUCGCAUUUUGUUCGUCAUCAACUUCUGUGUCGGGAUCGCUAUCUUCUUUGCCGACCUUUUCCAAUGCACGCCCCUACAAUAUGCUUGGGAUUCCGAGGAAUUGGAUCGCAAAGCUCAGGAAGCUGCUGGGGCGGAUGAAAAUGGGAUGAAAAAUGGAAAGCUGAUCAGAGGGGGGGGAUGCAUUAAAGGGAAGGCAUUUUUUAUCUCAAUGGCACUGCUGUCAAUAGCCCUUGAUUGCUGGCUUCUGACCAUUCCUUCCGCCAUCGUUUGGGGGAUAAACAUGCCAAGGAGGCAAAAAUUUAUGGUUGUGGGUGUACUGAGUAUAGGAGUUGUGGUGACGAUUUUUGCAAUAAUACGGUUAAUACUAGUAUCUGGCAAUUUUGACUUACCCACCCUGGAGCGGGCAUACGAUAUCGAAUACACAUUUUCGAACAUAGAAACAAACUGCGCAAUCUGGGCGGCGGCAGUCCCAGCGUUAAAAUCACUUAUUGCACGGCUAUCUCCCCGAUUAUGGCAAAUAGCGACGGCGCCAUCAUUACCAUAUCCUGUUUCGUCUAAACUGCCACCGGCUUCAAGUUUCCCGAGUCCGAUACCGCCAAUCGCAGGCAGCGAGAAUGGAUAUCGCACUCCUUUUGGUACCGAUGCCCACUCAUAUCCACUAGGCUCAUUGCCGCCGCUGAGACGUAUCAAUGAUAGCGAAGCGGAGAUUCGGCGGUUCGAAUACGAUUCGAAAGUCUCAAGCUUGUUUCGCUCCGGGCACAAUUAUAUUCCCGACGGUCUUUCGUCGGAAGGUGCAAUGUCAGUACAUUCUGGAUCCUCGAAUCGACAGACUCCAUCGGACCCGAAACUGGCGCCACGAAGGGAGAAUGAAAAGAGGUUUCUUCUAUCUCCUUCCGCAACUCCAACAGGUUCAGUGCAGAGUGCGGGGUCAUCUCGCGCACACUCCCGGACUGUUGAAGGCAAUGAGGGUCCGUUAGAACGCGGUGAUUCGGUGGACUGAAGAGUCUACGGUUUUAGAGAGCCAACCAUAUCGCCUACGAAUGAA
Messenger RNA from Histoplasma capsulatum G186AR, 1462 nucleotides. RefSeq lists its product as uncharacterized. The transcript has 5 exons. The record is from RefSeq and is a predicted model, not a curated record. Bases 44 to 1417 code for a protein of 457 amino acids. Lineage: Eukaryota; Fungi; Ascomycota; Eurotiomycetes; Onygenales; Ajellomycetaceae.